CGGAUGUCAGCCAAAGACGGGUGAUCUGCUGUGAUGCCGACAAAGCUCAUGCACAUCAUCGGGAGGCGCAUCUGCUCGUCGGACAAGAGUAUGACUCUCGCCAUCGACUCUAUCAAACCAUAACGACUCUGCGACUGUACAAGCGCAAAGUCAGGAUGGCGACAGCGGGGGUCAUAAGCAAGAGAGAGACGGGCAAGCGCGAUACCAGCCACUCGUCUCUCUCACGCGUAUCUUUGAUGAGUCUUUCUCUUCUUGCGCUCAUGUCAGUGCUGACACACUCGCAAGAGCAUUUCAUCCAGCAGUGAUUGCUGCCAAUGCGCUCAUUCUCAGUUCGACAGCUACGACUGCGCAAUGCAAUGCAAUGCUUUGCUUUCUUCU
This is a messenger RNA of Mixia osmundae IAM 14324, 378 nucleotides long. RefSeq lists its product as uncharacterized. Bases 156 to 305 code for a protein of 49 amino acids. NCBI's taxonomy places the organism in Eukaryota, Fungi, Basidiomycota, Mixiomycetes, Mixiales, Mixiaceae. The transcript has a single exon. The record is from RefSeq and is a predicted model, not a curated record.